CCUGUUCUGCGUUGUUUGCUAAUGCUAACGUUAAUUGUCCUGUAACAUACGUACUUCUCUAAAUAUCGUGUCCGUCUUUUUUGGAUUUGCGUGAGCUGCGUUUUUUUUUCUGGUAUGCUACAAACACCGUCAACAAUGGCGGACAUUAAGAAUUUUCUGUAUGCUUGGUGUGGAAAAAAGAAGGUAACUCCGAACUAUGACAUCCGAGCUGCUGGGAAUAAAAACAGACAGAAAUUCGUGUGUGAGGUGCGUGUGGAGGGUUACAAUUACGUUGGCAUGGGAAAUUCCACCAACAAGAAGGAUGCUCAGUCCAAUUCUGCACGAGAUUUUGUGAAUUAUCUUGUUCGGAUGAAAGAAAUAAGUCCUGGUGAAGUUCCUGCUCUAGGGGCCAGUGUACCUGAUGGAGGGAAUGGUGGGAAUGAAGAAAGUGUUGAGUUUGGAAGUCUCCCAUCCAACUGUCCACUACCUCCACAUCUGGCUGUGAAGAAGGAAUCGGAACCUUCUGCAGCUUCUGCACCUGUUCCUGGAGUCACCGGUUUGGGCUACUCUGGUUUUGGUAAUGCCCAAUGGGAGCGAGGAGCCAACCUGCAGGAUUAUUACUCCAAGAGACAGGAACAGGAUGACAAAGCGACCUUGGAAUCAGAGGAAGUUGAUCUGAACGCUGGCCUGCAUGGAAACUGGACUCUGGACAAUGCGAAGGCCCGUCUGAACCAGUUCUUUCAGAAGGAGAAAAACCAAACAGACUACAAGUACAGCCAAGUGGGGCCUGACCACAACAGGAGUUUUAUUGCUGAGAUGUCAAUCUUUGUAAGACAACUUGGUAGGAAGGUUCCUGCCCGUGAGCAUGGUUCAACAAAGAAGCUGGCGGCCCAGUCUUGUGCACUUUCUCUUGUCCGUCAGCUUUACCAUUUGGGGGUUAUAGAGGCUUACACAGGACAGACCAAGAAGAAAGAGGGAGAAAGUGUGGAUGUAUAUGAAGUGAAUCUCAGUGAUGAUGUAAAGCAGCAAUUGCACAGUAUUGUGCAAGAACUUGGCAUCCAGAUCCCUCCUCCUCCUGAGGACCCCAACAGUCCAGUAUCUCUGGUACAAGGGAAGUUGGCUAACUUUGAGCCCUCACAAAGGCAGAGCAUGGCUGGAGUGGUGCCAUGGUCGCCACCGCAGGUCAACUGGAACCCCUGGACCAGCUCCAAUAUCGACGAAGGACCGCUGGCAUUUUGUACCCCAGAACAGAUCAGCGCAGACCUACUACAGGAGCUCAACUGUCAACUUGAACAGGACAAAGAUCUGCAGACAAUUCUAGUGGAUCGAAAUAACCUGCCAGUCAAGAAUUUUGAGGAGCAAAUCAUGGCCGCCAUUCACAAUAACCCAGUGAUCAUCAUUCGUGGAGCCACUGGCUGUGGAAAGACCACUCAGGUUCCUCAGUACAUCUUGGAUGAGUUCAUACAAAGAGGCAGAGCAUCUGAGUGCAAUAUCAUUGUUACACAGCCGAGACGGAUCAGUGCUGUGUCAGUGUCAGAACGUGUAUCUUUUGAGAGAGCAGAGGAGAUUGGGAAAAGCUGUGGCUACAGUGUGCGUUUUGAGUCAGUCCUGCCCAGACCUCACGCCAGCAUCCUCUUCUGCACAGUUGGGGUUUUGCUGAGGAAGCUGGAAGCUGGUAUCCGUGGCAUCAGUCAUGUGAUUGUGGAUGAAAUCCAUGAGAGGGACUUGAAUUCUGAUUUCCUGUUGGUAGUAUUGAGAGAUGUGGUCCAGGCUUACCCUGAUGUUCGCAUCAUCCUCAUGUCUGCCACCAUUGACACCACCAUGUUUAGAGAAUACUUUUUCAACUGUCCUGUCAUCGAGGUGCAUGGACGUGCACAUCCUGUACAAGAGUAUUUUCUAGAAGACUGCAUUCAGAUGACUCAGUUCGUACCACCACCAAUGGACCGGAAGAAAAAAGAUAAAGAUGAAGAUGGUGGAGAGGAAGAAGUGAACUGUAAUGUCAUCUGUGGGCCUGAGUAUAGUCCUGAGACCAAGCGCGCCAUGUCUCAGCUGAAUGAGAAGGAAACUCCAUUCGAGCUGAUUGAGGCUUUGCUGAAGUACAUCGAAACGCUGGAAGUCCCAGGGGCUGUGCUAGUCUUCCUCCCAGGCUGGAACCUUAUCUAUUCCAUGCAAAAACACCUGGAGAUGAACCCACACUUCGGCGGUCAUCAAUACCGAAUCCUGCCCCUUCACUCUCAAAUCCCCAGGGAAGAACAGAGACGAGUGUUCGAGCCUGUCCCUGAUGGUGUGACUAAGGUCAUUUUAUCCACAAACAUCGCUGAGACCAGCAUCACCAUAAAUGAUGUGGUCUUUGUCCUUGACUCCUGCAAGCAGAAAGUGAAGUUGUUCACUUCUCACAACAAUAUGACAAACUACGCCACAGUGUGGGCCUCCAAGACCAACCUUGAGCAGAGGAAGGGGCGAGCUGGCAGAGUCAAACCAGGCUUCUGCUUUCACCUGUGCAGCAGAGCUCGCUUUGAAAAACUGGAUACCCAUAUGACUCCAGAAAUCUUCCGCACACCGCUGCAUGAGGUGGCCCUCAGCAUUAAGCUACUGAGACUGGGUGCCAUCGGGAAUUUCUUGUCUAAAGCCAUUGAGCCGCCUCCAUUGGAUGCCGUAAUUGAAGCUGAACAUACACUGAGAGAGCUGGAUGCUCUAGACUGUAAUGAUGAGCUGACUCCACUGGGACGUGUUCUGGCCAAACUGCCCAUUGAACCACGUCUGGGAAAGAUGAUGAUCAUGGGAUGCAUCUUUAAUGUUGGAGAUGCAGUGUGCACCAUCUCAGCAGCGGCCUGUUUCCCAGAGCCCUUCAUCAACGAGGGAAGACGUCUCGGCUUUGUUCACAGGAACUUUGCGGGCACACGGUUUUCAGAUCACGUGGCUUUACUCUCUGUCUUCCAGGCCUGGGAUGAAGUCCGGAUGGGAGGUGAGGAAGCAGAGAUCAGGUUCUGUGAGCACAAGAGGCUGAACAUGCCCACUUUGAGGAUGACCUGGGAGGCCAAGGUCCAGCUAAAGGAGAUCCUUAUUAACGUUGGCUUCCCUGAAGAGUGCCUCCUGAAUCAGAUGUUUAACAACGUGGGACCAGACAAUAACUUGGAUGUGGUGAUCUCUCUGCUGACGUUUGGCUCCUACCCCAACGUGUGCUACCACAAAGAGAAAAGGAAGAUCCUGACCACAGAGGGUCGAAAUGCUCUCAUUCACAAAUCCUCAGUCAACUGUCCUUUCAGCAACCACGAUAUGACGUAUCCAUCUCCCUUUUUCGUCUUUGGGGAAAAGAUCCGAACUCGAGCCGUCUCAGCAAAAGGAAUGACACUUGUCAGCCCUCUUCAGCUCAUUCUGUUCGGCUCAAAGAAGAUCACAUCCAAUGGAGAAAUUGUUGAGCUUGAUGAUUGGCUCAAAUUGCAGAUUCCCCAUGAUGUAGCUGCUGGUGUGGCUGCUCUGAGGGCAGCAAUGGAAGGCCUGGUGGUGGAGGUGACCAAAGACCCGGAAUACAUCAGAAAUUUGGAUCCCACCAACGAGCACUUGUUGAAUGCCAUUCGACUUGUGUCUAGACCCUCGUCAGCAGGCAUCAACCUCAUGGCCACUAACCCACGCUUUGGAGAUGGUCCACGUCCGCCCAAGAUGGCCCGUAGCGAUUUUGGAGGUGGUCAAGAGUUCAGGGGCCGAGGAGGAUACAGCGGUGGCGGUGGAUCUUGGUCUGGUGGAGGAUACAGAGGAGGUGGAGGAUACCAGGGUGGUGGAGGCGGCUUCAGAGGAUCAGGAGGUUAUCGUGGGGGUGGGGGUGGAUACAGGGGGUAUGGUGGUGGAGGUGGGUUCAGGGGAUCUGGUGGGUACAGAGGAUCUAAUGGAGGUGGAGGAUAUGGAGGGAGAGGAUUCAGAGGUGGCUCAGGUGGGUGGGAUGGAAACAGGGGUGGUUAUUAAAGCUGAAUAACUGAACAUAAAAUAUCUUCAAGAUAGUAGAAAAUUGUUUGUUUUGUAUUGCUUUUUGUUGGUUCUCAAUCUUUUCUCAUUUUGUUUUAUGUAAAUAAAUAAAGCAUGAAAAAUGUAAACUUUGACUGCCAUACUGCCAGAUAAUAACGGCUAUUAAAAACAGCUAAUUUGUGAGCAACAUUGUAGUAAUCAUUUUUAAUAGAUGGCAAAUACAUGUUAAGUGUUAUAUUCUAUUAAAUAAUUUCUUUUGUAUCCAUCUUUAUUUCUCAUAUAUAAUUUCUUUAUUAUACUUAAGUAAUGGGUACUCUUGAUCUCUCUUAUGCCCUCUAAGAAAUGAGUUAGUUGACAAUCCUACCAAAAAGUUACUGGUGGGAAUUAGAAAGUUUCCAGAUGUGUGGUUUUGUGGCAAUGUAACUCCAGCCAAGUUUUUUUUUUUUUUUUUUUUUUUUUUCUGUCCAGAUUGAGCAACAUUUUGUUCCCUAUAACUAACAUUAUUUAGAAGUAUGCAUUUGAAAUUUCACAAUAAAGAAACACAUUUCACACUAA
Molecule: messenger RNA, 4494 nt
Organism: Pimephales promelas (fathead minnow)
Lineage: Eukaryota; Metazoa; Chordata; Actinopteri; Cypriniformes; Leuciscidae
Gene: dhx9
Product: DExH-box helicase 9
Biological process (GO): positive regulation of transcription by RNA polymerase II; regulation of mRNA processing
Cellular component (GO): ribonucleoprotein complex; nucleolus; intracellular anatomical structure
Molecular function (GO): ATP binding; 3'-5' DNA/RNA helicase activity; RNA helicase activity
Source: RefSeq, a predicted model, not a curated record